Triticum turgidum subsp. durum (durum wheat) is the source of this 1764-nucleotide messenger RNA. Lineage: Eukaryota; Viridiplantae; Streptophyta; Magnoliopsida; Poales; Poaceae. The record is from the annotation of a GenBank genome assembly.
AUGGCGAUGACCGUGCAAGGCUGGCUUGCUGGCCUUGCGUGUAUGUUCUCCACCAGCGUUCUCUUCCAAAUCCUGGUACGACCCUGCAGCAAUGGAGGGGUCUUCUUCUGCUCACAGUCGUCAACAAAAAUCCCCUCCAUUGUCAGCAAGAGGUACAGGACUGCCUACCACUUCCAGCCUCCCAAGAACUGGAUGAAUGAUCCAAGUGGACCAAUGUACUACAAUGACAUCUAUCAUGAGUUCUACCAGUAUAACCCCGAUGGCUCCAACAGUCCCAGUCUCUCCUAUAACAUAGUUUGGGGCCAUUCAGUUUCAACAGACCUCGUCAACUGGAUCGGUCUUGAACCCGUACUAGUACCGGAUACCCCAAGUGACAUAUGCGGUUGCUGGACCGGCUCAGCCACAAUUCUACCUGGUAAUCAACCAGCGAUCACAUACACUGGUCUCAUCAACAUGGAGAAGCAUCAGGUCCAAAACAUUGCGCUUCCCAAAAACCGGUCUGAUCCGUACCUCAGGGAAUGGACCAAAGCAGGCAAUAACCCAGUGAUCCAACCGGUCAUACCAGGCUUGAACUCGAGCCAGUUCAGGGAUCCGACAACUGGUUGGAUCGGACCAGAUGAACUAUGGAGAAUAGCAGUUGGUGCUGAUCUGAACGGCUCCAUUACUGCACUUUUGUACAAGAGUGAAGACUUCUUGAAUUGGACUAGUGUUGAACACCCGCUGUAUUCAUCCAAUUCCUUCGACAUGUGGGAGUGCCUGGAUUUCUUCGCGGUAUUGUCGGGAAGUAACGGUGGACUGGACAUGUCUUCAGCAAUCCCUAAUGGCGCCAAGCAUGUCCUCAAAAUGGGCAUGGAUUACAGCGACAAGUACAUGAUUGGGGUUUAUGAUCUCAAACGUGAUGUCUUUGUGCCAGAUACUGUCAUAGACGACUAUCGGCUGUGGCUGAGGAUCGAUUAUGGAAAUUUCUAUGCUUCAAAAUCGUUCUUUGACUCAAAACAGGGUAGGAGGAUCAUAUGGGCUUGGAGCAACGAGACAGAUGCUUCUUCAGAUGAUGUUGCAAAAGGCUGGGCAGGAAUCCAUUCAAUCCCUAGGACAAUUUGGUUAGACAGCGAUGGCAAGCGGUUGUUGCAAUGGCCAGUUGAAGAGAUUGAGUCCCUUCGAAGAAAUGAAAUCAACCAUCAGGGACUAGAGCUCAAGAAGGGAGAUCUAUUUGAGAUUAAGGGGAUUGACACUUUGCAGGCUGACGUCGAGAUAGAUUUUGAGCUGACAUCCAUCGAUGACGCCGAACCUUUUGAUCCUUCCUGGCUUUUAGACGCUCCGAAGCAGUGCCGGGAAGCUGAUGCAUCGGUUCAUGGUGGCAUAGGGCCAUUUGGACUUGUUAUCCUGGCCUCCGACAACAUGGAGGAGCAGACUGUUGUGCAUUUCAGAGUUUACAAAUCACAGGAAAAGUACAUGAUCCUCAUGUGCACUGACCUAAGAAGGUCUUCCCUGAGACCAGGACUGUACACACCAGCCUAUGGAGGCUUCUUUGAAUUUGACCUUGAAAAAGAAAGGAAGAUCUCUCUCAGAACUCUGAUUGAUCGGUCGGCGGUGGAGAGCUUCGGAGGUGGUGGCAGGGUCUGCAUAAUGGCUAGAGUUUAUCCGGUGGCGCUUGUCAAUGAUGAUGGCGGCCCUCACAUGUUUGCCUUUAACAAUGGAAGUGCCACGGUCAGAGUGCCUCAGCUCAGGGCAUGGAGCAUGAGGAGAGCGCAAGUGAGCGUUUAA